This is a messenger RNA of Mercurialis annua (annual mercury), 3276 nucleotides long. RefSeq lists its product as uncharacterized. The transcript is spliced from 6 exons. NCBI's taxonomy places the organism in Eukaryota, Viridiplantae, Streptophyta, Magnoliopsida, Malpighiales, Euphorbiaceae. Bases 1 to 3111 code for a protein of 1036 amino acids. The record is from RefSeq and is a predicted model, not a curated record.
AUGACGUCGUACCGAUUUAGUUCAUGUUAUAUUCAAGGGGUCAAAAAAUUUCUGAAUGUUGCAAAAGACUUUACUGAUUCAAAUGGCAGAGUUCGAUGUCCAUGCAAGAACUGCAUCAAUAUUUAUUUGAAGCCAUUGCAAGAAGUAAAAAUGGAUCUAUAUCAAUAUGGAAUUAGUGAAAACUACACAAACUGGGUGCACCAUGGUGAGACUUCUCAACCUCGUGAUAGUUUAGAUGGCUCUAUUAAUUCGGACAAUGAAUUGGAGGAUAGUGGAAAUGAUGUUUCAGAAAUUAAUAAGUCAUUUUUUUCGAAUUUGGAGUUGUUCAAGGAUGCACUCCCGAGAGGAGAAACCCUUCCAAGCUCAAGUUAUGAGGAAAAUGAAAAUCUUGACACGUGUCCAACUUGUAAGGCCCCUAGAUGGAAAUUAGGUUUCGGAAAACGCAAGAAGGUUGCUCAAAAAAUUCUUAGACACUUCCCUUUAGUACCUAGACUUCAGAGGUUAUUUAUGUCUAAAGAUAUUGGUGAAAAUAUAAGGUGGCAUAAGGAGAAACGUGUAGAUGAUGAUACGAUUAGACAUCCAGCUGAUGCUACGGAAUGGAAAGAUUUUGACCAGAAAUAUGCUUGGUUUGGCAAAGAUGCUCGUAACGUGCGACUUGGGCUUGCUAGUGAUGGAUUUAACCCUUUUGGAAAUAUGAGCACGAGUUAUAGCAUGUGGCCGGUGAUUGUGACGCCAUAUAACUUACCACCAUGGAAAUGCAUGAAGGAGAAUUUUUUGAUGUUAUCUUUGCUUAUUCCUGGUAAGGAAUCUCCCGGAAAUAAUAUCGAUGUAUAUUUAAGGCCAUUAAUUGAUGAGUUAAAAGAGUUAUGGGAGACUGGUGUGACAACAUAUGAUGCAUAUAGCGGUAAGAAUUUUCAAUUACAUGCUGCAUUAUUAUGGACAAUAAAUGACUUUCCAGCAUAUGGAAUGUUAUCUGGAUGGAGCACAAAAGGAAAAUUGGCAUGUCCUGUGUGUAAUAAGUGGACGUGUUCGCUAACAUUAAAAAAUGGAGUGAAGCAAUGUUACAUGGGUCAUCGGAGAUAUUUACAUGCCCAACAUUCUUGGAGAAAAAGCAGAAAAUUUGAUGGCAAACCAGAGCACGGGUCAAAGCCUGAAGAGUUGUCAGGAGAUGAAGUUCUAAGGCAAUUAGAUUUGCUUCCAAAAAGCCUUGUUUUUGGGAAGACACCUAACCAAAAAAAGCGUGCACGUGGUCCUGAAGAGCUCAAUUGGACAAAGAGAAGUAUAUUCUUUGAAUUGCCUUACUGGAAAACAUUAAAAUUACGUCAUAAUUUAGAUGUAAUGCAUAUUGAGAAGAAUAUAUGUGAAAAUAUAUUGGGUACGUUGAUGAAUAUUGAUGGAAAAUCUAAGGAUAACAUUAAGGCUCGAAUGGAUUUAGAAGCAAUGGGUAUAAGAAAAGAGUUACAUUUACAGCAAAAGGGAAAUAAAUUUUUUAUGCCACUUGCUUGUUAUACAUUACCGAAGCCUGAAAGGAGAAAGUUUUGCGAAUGGUUGCAGUCAAUCCGGUUGCCAGACGGAUAUGCUUCCAAUCUUUCUCGAUGUGUAAGUGUUCAGGACUGCAAAGUUAUGGGGAUGAAAAGCCAUGAUUAUCAUAUAUUCUUGCAACGGUUACUUCCAGCAUCAAUUUGUGGGUCUUUGCGUAGUGAGGUUUACACUGCAUUAUCAGAGUUGAGCUCUUUCUUUAAGGAGCUUUGUUCGAAGACUUUAAAAAGAUCUACAGUUAAAAAGUUGCAGAGCGAUAUCAUUUUGAUAAUAUGUAAACUUGAGAUGAUAUAUCCUCCAUCUUUUUUCGUGGUAAUGAUGCAUUUGGCAAUUCAUCUGCCACGUGAAGUAGAAUUAGGAGGCCCUGUUCACUAUAGGUGGAUGUACUUUAUUGAGAGGUUCUUACGUACUUUGAAAAAUUAUGUACGUAACUUAGCUCGACCGGAGGGUUCAAUUGCUGAAGCGUAUAUCACUAAAGAAUGUUUGAACUUUUGUUCACUGUAUUUUCAUGGUGUUGAGACAAUAUAUAAUCGCGUUGAGAGAAAUAAUUUUCCUGUGCAAAUAGGAGUGGAAAAUGGAUUUUCCAUAUUUUCAAACAAUGCAAGACCUUUAGGAGCUACAGAAUAUAAAACGUUAUCCCAUUCUGAUUUUGAAAAAUUGCAGUGGUAUGUGCUUAACAAUUGUGAGGAUGUUGAUGAAUAUCUUAAGAUUCACAUUGAGGAAUUACAAAAGGAAAGUGUUAUAGAUGUGCAAAAAAGACACCAGGCAGGAUUUGCCAGUUGGUUCAAGGAGUGUGUUGGACGCUUACGUGCUACUGGUUUGGUUGCAGCAACAGAUCAUAUAUAUGCGUUGGGAUUAGGUCCUGAUAUACGAAUUGCUAGGUACAGUGGGAUAAUUGUCAAUGGAGUUAGGUUUCACACAGUUGAGCGUGAUAAUUUUCGUCGGACUCAAAAUAAUGGAGUUUCAGUUACGGGAGAGCAUAAGUCGAAAGAAAUCGAGUUUUAUGGUGUGCUAACAGAUAUCAUUGACCUCCAAUAUGUUAAUGGGAAUCAUGUUUUCUUGUUUAAAUGUGAUUGGUGGGAUGUUGGCGAUAAAAAUGGAAUUAAAACAGAUGGCAACUUAGUUUCUGUUAAUGUGAGCCGUAAAUGGUAUACAGGUGAUUCUUUCGUGUUGAGUUCUCAAGUACAACAGGUUUUUUAUGUCAGCGAUAUGAAAAAUGGAGGUCAUUGGAAAAUUGUGCAAAAAUCAUUUCACAGGAAUAUAUUUGAUGUGCCAGAAAAGGAAAAAGUGUGCAAUGAAGAUUCAAUAUUGAAUGAUGAGCCCUAUCAGCAAUACGAGGCAGAUAAUAGUCAUGAAGUCGAUCAAAAUGGUGGUGAAAAUUUGGAACUCUUGCAUCCAAUAGAUGUAUUACCGGAUGAAGUUGAUGUUGGUCAAAUGUUUCAAGGUCAAAACUCAAACCCGAUUUAUUCUAGCGAUGAGGAGGAUGAUACUACGAUCAAUUAUGAUGAUGCCGACACUGAUGUACUAGAAGACUCAAAUGACAGUGACAAUGAAGACGAAGACGAUGAUUAGUGACUGAAAUUUACCGCUUAUUGAACUCUUUUUGGAUUCUUGUAGCUUGUUUGAAAGUAUGAAUUUUACUGAGAGAUGCUUUUUUAUAUUGCCUUGAAUGUAGAUUGUAGAAUUUUGGUGUUUUAUGGCAGUAGUUAUGCAGCCCAACAUGAAAUUUGUGGAAAA